AUGGCUCCGAGUGCCCUUCCACUAGAGCUCAUCUACUACAUUGUGGAUCACCUAUCCAACGACACGCCUUCGCUUAGGAACUUCUGUCUCUCUGCCUCUGCACUUGCAAUCGUAGAACAUUUCCAGCAGUCUCCGCAUCUUGUCAAGCAUGUCAGCUGCCUGGACAUCGAUGUCGACCGGCUAUCCUUCCCUGAUAUUGACAAACUUUCCAGCAAUCCAAAAUUCUUCCUCCAGUUCACCAACCUUGAAGCCCUCAUCAUCUCUGCGGCUGCCGAAGAGCCGAUACCAUGGCACUCUGUCCCCGAAGCAAUCACAGUGGCACUCUCGGCGCUCCUUGUCGAGAGGAGUGCGCGGCCGCUUCUGCAUCUGGACCUGCAUAACCUUGACUACAUUUCCCCCGACCUGUUAAUCCUUGCACUGCGUGCCACGACCGAUUUAGCCAUCUCGCGUUGUAUCGGGAGUGAUGAGGAGCCCAACGGUCCCAACCUCGGAAAACACUCUCGCGCGCCUGUUGUGUGCUCGCCGCAGAAGACUGUCAUCGUGUACUACAGCAACUUUCUGCUUGAGAUGCUCGCCUGGCCCCAACUCCGGCCAUACCUUGCCAGUAUCGCCUCGUUCAAAGCAAACGGCGAUCAAGACCCGCUUGAGCCUUUGCUUGCGCUGUAUGUCCUGCUCGCACCAACCAUCCCGGAGAUCCAUUUCCCCGGCGUUGGAGAUAUCUCUGUUGAGCCUGAGGAAGCGGCUGCUCUCGCGCUGCCUUCGUCCUGGCCUGCGCUUCGCACUGUCUAUGCAUACAUAAGGACUCAAAAAGAAUUAGAGGAACAGCCGUCUUGGAUGCUGACCCAGCUGCUUGCCAACGUUGUCGUGCCGCAUUCCACCCCCAAUCUUAAGGAGAUCCGCCUCAACUUGGAGAUGCGCAUGCAAGCUGACGGUGCAGGUCCCCAACUCGAAGGUCCCGCAGCGCAGAAUGGGUCUUUCACUCCCGCCACACCCAUAGCGUGGCAGCUCAACGCGACCACAUUGGCUGCCCUUGAUGCUGCAUGUGCAUCACACCCGACACUCGUGGCUCUGCACUGGACGAUUUCCAUUCGGACCUACUGCCUCAAGCUGCACAGGUAUGCCGACUCGGACCACGCCCUCCUGGAAUUUGCAGCAUGUUGUGAAGCGCUCGAGCGGGCGUUGCCGCAGACCAAAAGUAGCGGACGACUGAAGAUGGAACAUAAGGGCCUAGAUACUUAG
Molecule: messenger RNA, 1239 nt
Organism: Mycena indigotica
Lineage: Eukaryota; Fungi; Basidiomycota; Agaricomycetes; Agaricales; Mycenaceae
Exons: 3
Coding region: 1-1239 (412 amino acids)
Source: RefSeq, a predicted model, not a curated record